CUCGCCAGGUGCGCCCCGCCCCCUCCCUGGCCGGCCACCUUCGGUAGCUGCUGGGAAGCGUCCGCCAUAGGCUCCCGCGCCCACCGGACGUUCUGGCGUGUUGCGAGGUGCUGGAGGGUGGGAGGGUCGCCGCCUAUUGCUGGGGGCAAGAAGCGAGCGAGCAGCGGACGGAAGCAUCGCGCGGGCGCCUCGCGGAGGGCAGAGGUAGAGGUCCGCGAAGGAGACUUCCCGGAGACGUCGACGUGAGCGCCAGCGCAGCACCUCGCGACCCUCGCGCAGCGCCCGCGCCGGUCACGAGGCCCCCCACUGCGCGUGCGCGGCAGGAGUCUCUCCGCACCUGGUCGCGAGACGCCAACGGCCAGCGGCUCGAGGGCUCGCGGGGCGGCCGGGCGGAGCCGAGCAUGGCGCAGCUGAGAGGGCCGAGGCGGGGCCGGGCGCUCCUGGCGCUGCUGGGGGCGCUGCUCCUCUCCCAGGCUGAGGCGGCCGACGGAGAACGCGGCAUCUACGACUUCUGCCAAGUGUCGAAGGUGGUGGGACGAUGCCGGGCCUCCAUCCCAAGGUGGUGGUACAAUGUCACUGAUGGUUCCUGCCAGCAGUUUGUAUAUGGAGGCUGUGGGGGAAAUGACAAUAAUUACCUGACCAAGGAGAAAUGUCUUGAGAAAUGUGCUGGUGUCACAGUGAACGCUGUUGAUGUUCAGGCCACCAGCAGGAAUGGAGCGGAUUCCUCUAUCCCAAGUGGUAGGUUCUUAAAAACCUGCCAGAGACUUGGCAAACAGAGGGGCUCUGCCUGGGCUGCCAGCUCCUGGCUCCAGCAUCCUUGCAUUGGGGGGCGCACGUUGUCCCACAGACAGGAGGGUCGGGGGAUUCUGCAGGGCUUCCUGGCUGGCCUCAGCCUCCUCCUGGGGGACAGGGGAGUGUGGAGGCCACUGCUGCACGUGGCUCAGGCCCUCCCUAGCUCGCUCCAGACGGGUUCUGGUCCUUACCUCUGCCUGCUCUACCAGCUCUCCCCCACCCCCACCUCUCCUGGCCUGUGGCUUCUCCUUUCUCACGUCCUCCUUGCUGUCUCCCUUCCUGUGCUAAGAGUCCUCUGUCUUGUACCACCCCCUCCUCUCCAUUCCCAUGGCAGUGCUUGACCUCAAGCUUUGUGUUAGCUUCCUUUGUAGUGCUGACAGCAGCUGCCCCAUUCCUCCUUUAUGCUUAAAGGACUCAGCAUCAGGAGCCUGGAGUGAGUGGUCCAGAUGCACUAGCAAGUAGUCAAACACCCCCUUGGGUGGCCAGCCCAGCUCUCCUGAAGGCCAGUCCCCGGGCAGCGGGCUCAGCUGGGCAACACCUGCUGUGGAGGAAGGGAAUCCCCCUCGCUGGAGGGCAGUCAGGACUCUCCUGGCCCUGCUGCUAGUGCUCACCUGAGGAGAGGAGCAUUUUAGUUUGGUGACUGUCAGUGGUCAGCUGACCUGCCUAAUGCCAUAGUCAGGCUGGAUUCAGUCUCUCAUUUUGCUAGGCCAGGAAGCCUGUGACCAGCCUGGCUGUGGCUGGCCUGGGUGCACUGUUGAUUGGCUUGCUGCCUCACUAAGGUUGUCUAGAACCUCAGGCACCUGCCUGAUAACUUUGGUUUCCAUCUUUCAGAAGAAAAUUUCCCCAGGAGUGAGGGGCCCCAUCGCUCUGUCAGAGAACACAUGACAGGGCAUCCAUAGUGACCGUCCUGCAUUCAUUCAGCAUGCGCCUUUGUGUCCAGCAGGACAGGCAGAUCACGUAGCAGAGUUGCCCAUGGAAAGGGACCCCACACCCUACUUAAAUGUUCCAGAGCAGCCAACUCCCUUGGUAGGCCCUUUGAGAUAUACCCCCAGCUAGGCCGUGUUUCCUGUGACUGUCCCAGCCUCCCUGACAC
Choloepus didactylus (southern two-toed sloth) is the source of this 1885-nucleotide messenger RNA. RefSeq names its product serine peptidase inhibitor, Kunitz type 2 (gene SPINT2). The transcript has 4 exons. Gene Ontology annotation, molecular function: serine-type endopeptidase inhibitor activity. The record is from RefSeq and is a predicted model, not a curated record. Lineage: Eukaryota; Metazoa; Chordata; Mammalia; Pilosa; Megalonychidae. The coding region runs from base 402 to 1133 and encodes 243 amino acids.